AUGGCAGAACCUAUAAGCCUGGCUUCCGGACUGCUGACUUUGACUGUUUUUGCCUUCAAGUCUAGCAGCACACUAUACGAGACGAUCAAGAGUUUUCAGUCCCAUCCAAAAACCACCAGGGACCUCGUCAAGGAUGCCAAGGCUGAUCUUGAGGCUCGUCUUGAUAGCAUCAAAGAAAAACUUCAGCUUAUAAUUGGGAAAACUGUGCCAGAGUCUGGCUUAGAUGCGUCAGAGCUGCAGCGGAUAAAGGAGGAGCGCGCAAGCACAGAAAAAUGUCUCCAAAUCUGUGCUCAGUUGUCCAACCACAUUGAUCAGAUUCAACUCACACCCAAGGGCAGUGGCAGCUCUCCCGGAUCAAUUGAUCCAGAAACCUUACCUGAAAGAGUCGCCAAUGAAGGCUUGCAGGAUUGCAAAAAUAGUCUUAUUCUUACAAUUGCAAAGUUGGAAAGGCAUAUGCAAGAUGUAAUGGACCGAUUGCUGACAAAGUCAAAGACAUCUAUGGUGUCGCAGGAGGAAUUUACAAAUCUUGCAAGGCUGCGCGAUGAAUGGGAGACGGCUCACAAGUGCAUUGAUAUCUGCUCUAGAGCAGACAUCAACUUGAAGGAAAACAUCAGCAUCAUUGAAAACCAUGCUACUGGCGACGCUGUACAAUUCAUGGUUUCGACUAGUGGGAAGGUCAUUCAUGGUAAAAAUCGAGGGCUUGGGUGGAGAUCGAGGCAGGUUGGAGGUUACCUCAGUGAUAGCUCAGUUCAACAGUUAUCACGGGAUAUGACAAGCAUCAACAUCCAAAAUACCCAGAAUCAGGACUCAUCUUCACCAGGUAAUAUAUCGUCUGUUCCUGAUGAUGAUCUGGUGAACGAACCUACUUCGGAAUUCAGUGAACGAAAUCCCGAAAUCGUGAAAUCCGGAAAUCUUGAGAUCCGCAAACGCAGUUACACCUGGUCGAUGUUCAUUAAGUUUUCCGCGCUUGGUGAAAACGAUGAAUCUUCCAUGCUGGAUUUCAAUCACUCGCACCUGAAAGCCCUGAAGAGCGUGCAUCACUCUAAAACAUGGCCUCUUUUCCAAAAGGUAUGCCCUUCUUCUCCAGAAAUCCAGAAAUCCAGCAGGUCCAUCGGCUGGUCAGUCCACUGCAAAAGCAGUGAAAGAAUCCGAAACGGCUCGCAUUCCGGUAUGGAGUUGCUUCAGGAAUCAAUGAGGGUGGCCCAAACUGGACUCCCCGCCUACUAUAAAUUCCUCGACCCCAUCUCGUAUAUACUCGACAGCCUCUUCUUUCGUCAAGACCUCAUGAUGCGUGCAGAUGGCCGUACCCCAGCUACUAAACAGCGAAAACGAUCGCGGUCACAGCAGGACCAGUCCAACCUUCGACAAAAACAACGUCGAAGAAGAAUGGGUCUCUUCCGGAAAUGUGUCGAGUUCAGUGACAAUGGCACCUGGCUGCCAUCAGAAGAGCAUAUGUUCCGUCUACCCGAACUUACCAGGAUAAGUCGUCACCUAAUCAAAACAGUGACCUUGAGGUUGUCGCUUAAUGAUGCCAUGAUCAAGAAAUAUAAAUUCAAUAAUGGUUCACUCGCGAAAGCAGAGUUCUACAUGCAAUGCCUUCCGCCGAUACUGCGCGACCACCCACCGACAUUUACACACGGCGAUUUUCAACGAAAGAAUAUUGUGAUGCGAUUAACUGGCGACACGAAGGAUGAGUUCGGAUUGGUUCUUCUUGACUGGGAGUUUGCUGGAUGGUAUCCCAGCUACUGGGAGUACUCCAGAGCCAUACAAGCCUGUGGGCGGUGGGACGACGAUUGGUGCUUACAGAUCAACGAGAUUUUCUCUCCGGAGAUAUACCCCAAUGAAUGGGCGUGGAUGCACAUGCUUUUGGUCGAGUUGUGGUCGUAA
Messenger RNA from Histoplasma mississippiense, 1887 nucleotides. RefSeq lists its product as hypothetical. Lineage: Eukaryota; Fungi; Ascomycota; Eurotiomycetes; Onygenales; Ajellomycetaceae. The record is from RefSeq and is a predicted model, not a curated record. Bases 1 to 1887 code for a protein of 628 amino acids. The transcript is spliced from 7 exons.